UAGGAGGGUCGUUUCGAGAUUGGUGUUUCUUCGAUUCCACAGUGAGGGAGCACAGUUCCCGUGCGAAACACGCACUGACUGCGGCGAGACCAAGUUUGGUGAAAGCGACCCGGUCCGAGCGCCGCCGCGCGAAACACCGUGGCAUUCCCUCGAUCCAAGAACAACCUGAGAAGGCAAGGUUUCGCCAAAACUACUUCUUUGGAACCUUCAUCUCGCUCGCCUCCAAUUACGCUCGGCAGAUACCAGAAAACACGCCGUGUCUGUAAUUGCUUUAUCGGCGGGUGCACAGCCCCUUCGCGACCGACAGAACCAUUUGCCGGGUCCCGACCCCUGGAUCGCAUAGUGAAUCAGCAAAUCACCACCACUGACUGACCCGCCAACCGUCGCACCGAGAACGUCCAGCGCCCAACCGUCGCACCACGAGCACCGUCGGCGCCGCCAUGGCCGUUGCGAUCAACGACCGAACGGCGGAAUUCCGUCACAUCGUCUCUGCCGCUCAGCGGAAACAGGCGGCCAAGCCUGGCUCGAAGCGACUGCUCAGCGAUGCGCAGAAGAGCGCGGCCGCUGGGGGCGCGCCACCGCGGCGGUCCGAAUUUGCGCGGCACGCGGCAGAGAUCGGUAGGGGAAUCUCGGCGACGAUGGGGAAACUCGAAAAACUAGCACAACUUGCCAAGAAGCGAUCACUCUUUGACGACAACCCGGUGGAGGUGAACGAGUUGACCUUCAUCAUCAAACAAGACCUCUCUCGCCUAAACGAAGAAAUCCGCAACCUGCAAGCUCUGUCGAAGCGCCUGCAUCCUAAACCAGAUCAAGAGGGGGAAAACAACAAGAACAUCUUGCUCUUGCUGCAGGGGAAGUUGGGGGAUGUCAGCGCAAACUUCAAAGACGUGUUGGAGAUCCGAACCAAAAACAUUCAGGCUUCAAGAUCACGGACCGAGGCGUUUGUGUCGACGGUGGGGCAGCACGCCCACGCAUCCAUACCACCCUCGGCAUCCCCUCUCUAUAGCACCCCGGCGAGGGGGACGCCGUCUCCCGGCGCCGACCUUAUCUCGCUCAAUCCGAUGGGAGGAGACCAGCAGCUGCAGCUGCAAAUGAUGGAGGAAGGGCAGAACUCGUACAUCCAACAGCGCGGGCAGGCCAUUGAGGCGAUCGAAGCGACCAUCAACGAACUCGGAUCAAUCUUUGGGCAGCUCGCCAGCAUGGUUAGCGAACAAUCCGAGAUGAUCCAACGCAUCGAUGCAAACACAGAAGAGGUUGUCGACAACGUCGAAGGAGCGCAACGAGAGCUGCUCAAAUACUGGUCCCGCGUCUCGGGGAACCGCUGGCUCAUAGCCAAGAUGUUUGGUGUCCUUAUGGUGUUCUUCCUGCUCUGGGUGUUGAUCGCCGGGUAGCCGGGCGCUGCGCCCUUAUUCCCAUUCUUGUACAGGACCUUCUUCUCUUUCCUUUUUUCCGUGGCGGCGUCAGCAGAGAUCACCGCAUCUUAAACAUUCGUAAUAGGGAUUCAACGCAUUGGUCGGGCGGCUUUCACAUUGAGGAGUUGAAGGCUUCUCCUGUAUUGACUAGAUGGCAAUGUAGAGCAUUGCUGGGAGUCAGACGGCGGUCGCUGUCAUAGAUGCGAUAUCUAGCAUUUGAGCACCCUUUUUCCUUGGUUAAUGACAAGAUCCUCACGAAGUUCAAUCCUCGUCAACUUCUUACUCUAGCGGGACGCC
Thermothelomyces thermophilus ATCC 42464 is the source of this 1709-nucleotide messenger RNA. RefSeq lists its product as uncharacterized. The coding region runs from base 441 to 1391 and encodes 316 amino acids. Gene Ontology annotation, biological process: vesicle fusion; endoplasmic reticulum to Golgi vesicle-mediated transport; intracellular protein transport. Gene Ontology annotation, cellular component: SNARE complex; Golgi membrane; endomembrane system. Lineage: Eukaryota; Fungi; Ascomycota; Sordariomycetes; Sordariales; Chaetomiaceae. The transcript has 4 exons. Gene Ontology annotation, molecular function: SNAP receptor activity; SNARE binding. The record is from RefSeq and is a predicted model, not a curated record.